UCAAAAAUGAUUUUCUCAGAAAUGCACCCAAUUCUUGGAGCCAUAGUUACAGGUGCCUUUGUGUAUUUUAUUGGUAUUCUAAUAGCCCUUUACCGUUAUCUCCUCGGAGGUAAAUGCCUAAAGUACGAAGGAAAAGCACGUUUUCAUCACUGGAGGGAGUACAGGGCUCGGACUCUCUCUUGCUACUAUGCUCUAUGCCAAAGGUGCUAAGGUUACCAUUGUCGCUAGAACUGAGGCUAAGCUUAAAAAAGCUGCCGAAACUAUCUCUAAAGAAGGAAAAGGUCAAGUUCAAUACUUCUGAUUUGACUUAUCAAAUCCUGACGUAAACAAAGUAGAAGAGCUCUUUACCCAAGCUGAAGAUAAAUUUGGAAAUGUAGAGUACUUGUUCUGCAACGCAGGGUCAUCACUUCCAACAAUGUUUUUAGAAGCUGAUUUGGACUACUAUGAAAGCCAGAUGAAGACUAAUUAUUUGAACUAUGUCAAAACUUCACAAACUAUGGCUAAGAGAAUGGCACAAAGAAGGUCAGGCACUAUUGUAUAUGUAUCUUCUAUCCUUGGAGCUUUGACUUGUGUAGGAUACUCAGCUUAUUCCCCAUCAAAGCAUGCUAUUAAGGCUCUUGCUGAUGUGGUGAGAAUCGAGCUGGCUCCUUAUAAUGUCAAUGUUCAUCUCUUCUUACCUGGCUCAAUUCUUACUCCCGGAUAUUAUGAAGAAAAUAAGAUGAAGCCUGAAGUUUCAAAAAGAGUUGAAGGAACUGCUGACUUUUUGGAACCAGACAAAUGAGCUCAUAUUUUACUCAAUGGAAUGGAAAGAGGAAAUUACUUGAUAACCACUGAGAUGCUAUUUGAAUUGACUAAUCCCGCUUCUAUUGGGUCAUGAGACCGUUCUAAUGUCCUUCUGAACCUAGCCCUUGCUCCACUUAGUGUGUUGACAAAUUAUUUUAUUAACUAUGUAAAUCAUUCAGAGAUGGCUAAAGAGAAGCUUAAAAAGGAAUAG
Molecule: messenger RNA, 994 nt
Organism: Moneuplotes crassus
Lineage: Eukaryota; Ciliophora; Spirotrichea; Euplotida; Euplotidae
Source: the annotation of a GenBank genome assembly